Bombina bombina (fire-bellied toad) is the source of this 3110-nucleotide messenger RNA. RefSeq names its product phenylalanine hydroxylase (gene PAH). The record is from RefSeq and is a predicted model, not a curated record. Lineage: Eukaryota; Metazoa; Chordata; Amphibia; Anura; Bombinatoridae. The transcript is spliced from 14 exons. Bases 80 to 1486 code for a protein of 468 amino acids. Gene Ontology annotation, molecular function: iron ion binding; phenylalanine 4-monooxygenase activity. Gene Ontology annotation, biological process: L-phenylalanine catabolic process; L-tyrosine biosynthetic process.
CACUAACACCUCAUCCCAUAAGGUGCACUGAGCUCCAGGGUAUUCACUUGUAGAGCAGCUCACAGACCAAGCAGGGAGGAUGAACAGUGUGACCUACAAAAUGAAUGGGAAUCACAAUCAUGAGUCAAAUUACAUUGAAGAAAGCACUAAAGACAACAGAAUUUCUUUGAUCUUUUCACUGAAAGAAGAAGUUGGGGCUUUGGCCAGAGUAUUACGCAUAUUUGAGGAAAAGGGGGUUAGUUUGACCCACAUAGAGUCCAGGCCUUCCCGUCUCAUUAAAGAUGAGUACCAGUUCUUCAUAAAUUUGGAUAACAAAAGUAUUCCUGAUUUGGAUGAUAUUGUUCACUCUUUGAGACAUGACAUUGGGGCAACAGUGCAUGAACUUUCUCGUGAUAAAAAAAAGGAUGCUGGUUCCAGCUCUGCGUUUUUGCUUCAUGCAUCCCCAGCAUCCAUGCUACAUCCGAACAAUGUGAUCCCAAUCCCAUGGUUUCCAAGGACCAUUCAGGAUUUGGAUAAGUUUGCCAAUCAGAUAUUAAGCUAUGGAGCUGAGCUAGAUUCUGAUCAUCCUGGAUUCACUGAUCCUGCAUACCGUGCUCGCCGCAAAGUGUUUGCUGAUAUUGCAUUCAAUUACAAACAUGGACAACCAAUCCCUCAAGUGACUUACACAGAAGAGGAAAGGAAAACAUGGGGUACAGUUUUUAAAGAGCUGAAGACUCUGUAUCCAACCCAUGCAUGCUAUGAACAUAACCACGUGUUUCCUCUAUUGGAAGAGUAUUGUGGAUAUAAUGAAAACAAUAUUCCACAGCUUGAAGAUGUUUCCAAUUUUCUGCAAAAAUGCACUGGCUUCAGAUUGCGGCCUGUUGCUGGCUUGCUGUCUUCAAGAGACUUUUUGGCAGGAUUGGCAUUCCGCGUUUUCCAUUCUACUCAGUAUAUUCGUCAUGGCUCCAAGCCAAUGUACACACCUGAACCUGAUGUUUGCCAUGAACUGCUAGGACAUGCCCCUCUCUUUGCUGAUCCAAGAUUUGCUCAGUUUUCACAAGAAAUUGGAUUGGCAUCUCUCGGCGCCCCUGAUCAGUACAUUGAAAUGCUUGCUACGGUAUACUGGUUCACUGCAGAAUUUGGAAUUUGCAGACAGAAGGAUAAAUUAAAGGCAUAUGGAGCAGGUCUUCUGUCAUCAUUUGGGGAACUAAAGUAUUGUUUGACGGAUAAACCUGAGUUUAAACCAUUUGAGCCUGAAAAGACAGCAUUGCAAAAAUAUCCUAUUACAGAAUUCCAGCCUGUAUAUUUUAUUGCUGACAGUUUUGAAGAUGCAAAGGAGAAAGUAAGGAAAUUUGCAGCUACAAUUCCUCGGCCUUUCUCAGUUCGCUACAACCCAUACACGCAAAGUAUUGAGGUUCUGGACAAUGUGCAACAGCUUAAGAACCUUGCUGACAACAUUAGUGGUGAAAUUGGCAUUCUCUGCUGUGCUCUUAGGAAGCUGGAAUGAGUGAAGCCUACUUGAUAUUACAAUAUUGUUGAUGAAGAUAAACAACUAUAUAAAAUCUGUUUUACAGAAAUAAUUUGUUUUAAUAUAUACUUUUGUAUAAUUAAUGCUAUUCCACUGUAUAGAACUAAAUGAUACUAUAAUUAAAACUAAGAUAUGAUUAUUAUUUUAAAAUAUGUUUGUAAAACUAAAUUUCUUUGGGUAAAAAGGAGAAUGAGCAAUGCCGUAUUCACUUUUUCUGAUUAUAUUAAUUCAGGGGAUUAUAAUGGCCAGUGGACCAUAUAAGAACACUCUUAUAUUAAAAAAAAUGGUCAUAAUACAGUUUAUGCAAAAUUGUCAAUUAAUCUGCAUGACAUAUUAGUAGUUAAUCCAAUACAUGCAGACAAGUUAUAACGUUACAUGUGAUACCCGCUGUUCAAUGCACAGUAGAUCCGAUGCACAAUAAUUAUGCACCAGGUAUACUUUCAUUAAUCAGUUUGAUAGAACAGAUGAUUGUGAAGCUCGGUGUGAGUUUAGACAUAACAGACAAAUAUAUUAUAGUGCAGCCAAUUCUCAUGGCUAAUAGAAUGUAACACAAUGGAGGAUUGGCUGAAAAGUUUCAUCACAUGACGUGUCAGACUAGUACUCCAUCUGAUUGCAGUGCUCCUUAGACUAGCACUUCCCUCUGUUUGCAGGUGCUCUUCAGACUAGUACUUCCCUCUGACUGGAGGUGGUCCUCAGACUAGUACUUCCCUCUGAAUGCAGUGAUCCUCAGACUAGUACUUCCCUCUGAUUGCAGUGCUCCUCAGGCUAGUAGUUCCCUCUAAAUGCAGUGCUCCUCAGACUAGUACUUCCCUCUGAUUGCAGUGCUCCUCAGACUAGUAGUUCCCUCUAAAUGCAGUGCUCCUCAGACUAGUACUUCCCUCUGAAUACAGUGCUCCUCAGACUAGUACUUCCCUCUGAAUGCAGUGAUCCUCAGACUAGUACUUCCCUCUGAAUGCAGUGCUCCUCAGACUAGUACUUCCCUCUGAUUGCAGGUGCUCCUAGACCAUUGCAUAUAUUUUUCUGAAAGACAGAUCUGUGGUUUGUGCAUUGCAAUUACAUAUACUUUUUUUAUUUUACAAAUUUAAAAACUAGUUCAUAUAAUAUUGCCGCAUUUUUAAUUACAGCAAACAUAAGUCCUAAGUUAAUAUCUAAAGGGUUACACCCACACAUAGUUUUUUUGUACAAUACAAAUACUGUGCAAUAAUUAACAAUUUAUAAACAUUUAUAUUAUAGUGAAUGGCUCAGUAAAUACAUUACAUUUAAAUAUGUGAGAAGUUUUAAAGUUGUAUUGUUUAAGUUAAUUGAUAAGAUCUGUUGUUUUCUCUUUCUCUGCACUAUGUAUAACCAUAUCUAUGUUUAUAUAACUGUGCUUAAGUGAAUAGCUUGCCUUUUAUCAGCUAUAUCUGGAAAACAAAAACAUUGCAAUAUGUAACUUAUGUAAACAAUUAUAUGCAUAUUCUAAUAAUACUUUCAUUUUUAUAUCAACCACACACUCUUAAAUACACUUGUAUUUACAUAUAAUUAACCAUUUAAUGAAUUAUACUUAAUUUCUUUCAAUGUAUAUAUACUGAAAUAUUGUUAUAUAAUAAAAUGUAUACAUAUA